AUGAGCGGCGUCGCAAGAGCUUUGAGGCUCCUCAGUGGUUCCACUCCCUUCUCUGCCCUGUCCCCUGCAGCCUCUUCAUCGGGCACCAAUUUGGCCGGCAGUGCCGCUCGCCUUCUCCUUCCUGCAUACUCCUUUAGAUUCUACUCCGCCCUGCCGGAGGGGGUCCCUGGUGCUGCAGGCGCAGCGGCCAACACCACGACCGAUGAUGAUGAAUCCGAUGAAGGAACCUCCUCCACCGCCGACUUCGACGCCAGGGACUAUUCCCUGCCCUUCUCUUCCGCUGCUUCUACCUCUGAGGCGUCGCCUCGCGAGCCGCUCUGGGACAGGGCCUACAGGGAUAAGGCUGAUCGGGUUCUAUUCGGUGGGUGCCAACCUGUCCGGGAGCAGGGAGAUCUUGUGGAGGACGAGAGGAAGGACGAGGUGAUGGACGAGAGGAAGAGGAGGCUUGCGAGGGCGCUGCUGGAGGCAGCUUUGAUGAAACCGGACGAGGAGGAGGAGGAGAGUGGGGCCGUGAAAGAGGAGGAUCAACGGUCAUUGUCUGUGGGGAUCAUCGGGGCGCCCAAUGCCGGAAAGUCUUCGUUGACGAAUUACAUGGUCAGUAGAUUGCUCUAUUGUCAUAUAAAGGUUUUUUCGCUGCUUUUGUUGAUGUUCGAUGGCGUACAGAGAUUCCAUUUACCAUUGUCUAUCACCAUCAUCUUCCUCCUAACACAUCCUCAUAUCUUCUUGCACCAUUAACCGGGCAUCUGGUUGAUGUAUGGGCAGCUCAUGUACAUAUUCCUAGACAAUCAAGGCGUAUUAUUAAAUUGAAAUAUUAGACGAUUGCAAAUUGUAUAUGUACACAUUCUUGUACACAUUCUUAGACGAUUGCUAAUUGUAUAUGUGUAGCGUUCAAGGAGGAGGAUCGUUUGGUUUUUGCUCCCGGUGGUUUCAUCAAUCAAGUUUUGAUAACUGGUGGCUCUUUUUCCACUGCAUAUUAAAGCUAGCAGAAGGUUAAGCAUGAAGUUCCUAUUGGGAUAUCCUGAAGUGUUCACCCAAUUUACAAACCUUUUCUUCCCCAAAUGAGUCAUAUUAAAAGCUGUUUUAUUCUUGCCUUUGUAUCCCGAAAUAGUUAAGUCAACUAUUAAAUUUAGCUUUCAAAAAAUUUAAUUGAUGACGUUGACUUCAUUUAGGAUACCUUUUCCUCUGGGAUGUGGAUUUGUAAUUCCUUAGUCUAUCUCCUUGUUGCCAGGGUGGGCCUGUGAACCCAGAAUUGUCUGGUGAGAGUUCUUAUAGACUGAAAAUUAUGGUAGGUUUUUGUUUAAUAUCUUGGCGUCGAUGAGCAUAUGGUCCACUUUCAAGUCUUCAAAGACAUUGCACUUGAACCGUAUUUAUUGGUAUAUCACUUACAUUACAUCUUAAUACGAUUGCCUAUGAUACUUACGAGUACAAUGUGUUGUAACAUAUACGAAUAUGCAUUUUUCUACCGGUAGACACAUAAAUUCCCCAAAAGAUGGUGCCACUUUGGCUGCUACAAUAUGUAGACUUUCCAUGUCGCUUGUAUGUUUGACCCAGAUCGUAUCACGUAGGACACCAAUCGCUGAGACUUAGUUUUCUAGCAUGUUAGACAUUUCAAAUCUGCCCAUUACGUUCUGCUCUCCCCCUCUUGUCCAGCUGUCUAUACUUCAGAAAAUGGUGGGAUUUGAACAACUCUAGGGGUCGGUUGAAUUAAUGUGGGUACCAGGGGUAGCUAUAUCACUGAUCGAUACUCAGACGUGGUCAAAGGAUGUCUGUUCAAGUGGAAAACUUUAUUUAAUUGCUUACAACGUGCUGGGUCUCUGGCAUGCGUAACUUUCUUCCUCUUUCAUGUUAAAUUAGUUUAUUGCGUUAAUGGAUUUCUGAUUUUGAUGACGUGUUCUUUCCCAUGUCUUCUUGUUUAGGUUGGAACAAAAGUUUCUGCUGUUUCGAGGAAGACGAAUACAACAACUCAUGAAGUCCUGGGAGUUAUGACCAAAGGGGACACUCAAAUUGUAAGCUUUUGUCCGAUCUAGUGUUCUCUUGAUUGAAAGGUUGGGAAAUGGGAAUUUUUUUCGCAAUAACAUUUAUGUGAUAUCUAUGAUGAUAGGUUAUUUUAUAUCGAAAUCUUUUCUUUACAAUUAGAUGAUAAAUGUGGUCUUUGUAGAUUGUCUAUGCUAGUUUCUUUUUGUAAAAUGUAAUGGGUCAUUCUUAUUAGACUUUCUUAUGUCACAGCCCAUUUAGUGGACCGUCAUCUGGUGGUAAUGGGCCAAACAUGUCAUGGCCCAUUACUCUGCCUCUAGGGUUAGGAUAUGAACCCUAGAUCGCCAUCAGUAAUGAAGAUUGAGAUUUCCACCAUCUACAUGGUAUCAGAGCUUGGUUAGGGUUUCAAAUCCCUCUUUGGUACCGUCUACACUUUCUCGAAAGUGGAUAUGCUAGGGAUGUAAACAGGUAUAAGGCAAUUUAUUUCUAUCCCCUCAUGAUAGAAUUUUUUUUGGGAGAUUAAGAGAAGAGUCAUGAACUUGAUUUAUUAUGAGAAGCCAACAAUUGCAGAUAUGCUAGCCGAAUUGAACAGAUCAAGAAAGAUGCUUCCCUUUUUAGACUCUUAUGUAUUCCUAUGUGUUUGCUAGUUUUGAUGAAAUUGAAAAAUAGAUGGAUAAUGAGUUAUUCAUCAAAUAGUUGAUGAUUUAUUCUUACAACUGCUUGCAAAAUGAGUUCUUAAUGAAAGGUUUCUCCAUGGGCUGUGAAUGCUCCUUUAAAUCUAUACCCUUCCGAGUGCAUCUUCCAAUUGGAAACCGACAUUGUAUCUAUAUUUAGCACUUAUCUUAGUUCAAGGGGUCUUAUUUUUUAGUUAUCCUUGCAUGACAUCUCUUUACGAAAAUACCGUCUAUGAAAUUGUAGAUAAUGCGCUAUAAAUGUGAUAAGGUGUCUGCUCGUUAUUGGAAAUUACCUUUACAUAAUUCUUGUAAUGUUUUUCAUUUCCAGUUACCUCCUGCUAAUAUAUUCUCUGUUGAUCUGCUCACUAAAAUAUAAUGUACGGGACUAUGCCUCUCAAAAAAUUGCUACAAUUGCUAAUUUAUUUGAUGCAUAUGCACGCUGUUACUCUUCUAUUUUCCAGAAACCAAAGUAACCACUUUGUUGGUAUUUACGACGAAUUUUUUUGUGAGAAAAUAAUAGAUGUCAGAUCACAUCAUAGUAUGGAGGUUUGAUUAAUGAUCUGUAUGCCUGUUACCGGGAAGACUAUCCAAUUGUGUCAUUUAGACUAUUUCGCCAAUAAUCCUCCCAACUUGAGUGAAACUUCCAUCAAGUGAUUCUUCUGGAUGAAGCAACAUAAGUGGCUCCUAGAUUCCGGAAAAUAUUAAAGCGUAGAGGAAAGUGGCCAAGUAGUCCGAGGGUGGGGAAUCUUCUUCAAAAAUAUGCCCCUCGAAGUGGGUGAAAUCCUACAGCAAUAAGAGUGAAACAAUUAAUUACCUUCAAAAAGUACUUUCUUCGUAUGAUUAUUCCAUUUAUCUCUAUAGGAAUAAACCACUCUCAGAUAAUGACAUUUGGAUGGUAGAUGUAAUUUCCUGAAUAUCUGAUCAAAUAUUGUACUAAUUCAAUUUCUGCAGUGUUUCUUUGAUACUCCAGGGCUUAUGUUAGGACAUCGUGGAUAUCCUUACAAGAAUGAUGUCAAACUUCGAGUGGAAAGUGCAUGGAAAUAUAUUGACUGCUAUGAUCUUCUUAUUGUGCUUUUUGAUGUCCACAGGCAUCUUACAGCGUAAAGUUGUUCGAACUUGCUAAUAGUUUAUGUAUUUUCUUUUCCUCAACUCUCUGUUAUUUGAUGUGUUAUUCACCUAGUCAUAUUCGAUUUGUUUCAUCAUUUGAAUCCGUUCAAAGUAUAACUUACCGUUGGGGCAAAUUAUUAUCCUGUAUAUUUCAGUACUAUAUUUUAUGAUUUUCUGAUUUUCCAGAAUAUUGUCUAGAAUUUUCUUUAAAGAGAUGCAAAGAAAAAAGAACAAUCAGCUUUCCGAAAUGGAACAUUACUAUAUUAUGAUUUUCCAAAAUAUUGUCCAUUGUACCUGUACCCUCUAUAUUUCAUUACUGUAUUAUAAUUUUCCAAAAUAUUUCUAGAAUUAUCUUUAAAGUGAUGCAGAAAAAAAAAGAAAGAACAAUGAGCUCUCAGAAAAGGAACAUUCUAGACAAGCUCAAUUUAGCAUUCAUUUUUGAUGGGAAGUGCUAUCCUAUUAUCAGAGGACUAUGAAAUUAGAAGUCUUAUUUUCUCCCACAUUGGAUAAUGCCCUUGCCUACUCAGACUGGGACAUGCGUCUUUCUUUUUCAAAAAAUUAACAGGAUUGUUUUCAUCUUUUAAAAAAAAAAACUGGCUGUAUUCAAGUACUGGUCUGAUUGCAUUAUCGUUUAAAAGUCCUCAGAAUAUCCUCAAAAUAUUCUUUGACAAGGUCAGUAUGCCUCAUAUGGGGUGUUAUCAGCUCAAAAUAUGGGGUCUGGAAGAGUGAUUUGGUACAUUUCUAUAGAAGUUGCUUAGUACUGCCAAGUGUUCUGUUGUCAUGUGUUAUUAUAACUGGGAAUCAUCACACCUUUCUCCUGAAGGUGGCCUUUAUAUUUUCUUUGUCAUGGUUUUAGCUCUUUUAUGGACCGAUCCCCUGUUGACUGGUAACAUUUUUGUUUGCAGACCAGACAAAAGGGUAACUAAGUUGAUUAAACUUCUGGGCGAGAACAAGCAGCCUAAACAGCGAAGAAUUCUAUGCAUGAAUAAGGUUGAUCUGGUGGAGGACAAGAAAGACUUGUUGAAGGUCGCUAAAGAAUUCGGAGAUCUUCCAGGAUAUGAAAGGUACUGACUUUUCCUCAUAUAUUUGCAUUUCCUCUUUGAACUUUGCAACAAAGAUUGAAUGAUAGCCGUUUUCUUUCAUAGGUAUCACUCUCCACAGUUUGUGUCUGAGAUUGUUUCCAGAAUUAGAAAUUAAUCUCAGAAUGAAUGUGGAAUGUUAUAGCAUUACGGGGUGAUAGGAAGAGUUUUUUUUUUAUGGACAUAAAAUGGGGCAGUUUCAAGGCUGUGUUAGAGAUUAUUUCUCAGAUUGCCUGAAAUGAUGGCUCUUUACUUUCAUACAGAUCAUCUCCCUCCCUCAUUUUAUAUCUGGGAUUGUUUCCAGAAUUAGAAAUUAAUGUCAGAAUGAUUGUGGAUUUGUCAUAGCGUAAAGAGAUGAUGGGAACGAUUUUUUUUGGGAAAUAGAAAAAGAUGUUGAAAACGUCUGGAGUUCAUUCUAAGAUAGAUGGAUCUCGAACCGCUGGUACUAUCUUUGCUUCUAAUAUUUCUUUUCAGAGGGCACUUCCAUGAAUUCAUCCAUCCAAGUUCUAAGAAUGUUUCUUCAAGCUUCUUCCUCGGAUAUAACUUUUAGCGCAUAUAUUUUAGGAAGGAUGCCAUUCAACUGAGUAUGAUGUUCGCCAUUGCUGCUCUUUUGAUCUAGAAUAAUUCAAAAAUUAAUUUCAGGGCUUUGCCAAGAAUUUACAGGAAGUAUGCAUAAUCUCGGUUUUUAUUUUCUCCAUUUGUGUUGCAGAUACUUCAUGCUCUCUGGCCUCAAAGGUUCGGGUGUGCGGGACCUCACUCAGUAUUUGAUGGAGCAGGCAUGUUCUUACAUUGUUCACUCUUCAAUUGCUUCUCUCACAUUAAAUAUUGAAUCUCUUGAGUGGUAGGGUAAUCAUAACAGAUAUCUAUUCCGCAAAGCUAAACGGGUUGUCAUCUUAGUAUUUUCCUCAUAUAUCUUGAUUACUGUGUGCUAGAUUUGCUCAUCAUUCUUCUCCGAUAGUCCUGGAAUGCACUUUCCAUCAGAUUGAGAAAUUCUCUCAAGCUGCCUGAAAAUGUGUUCACCAUUUUCAACAUAAUUGGCCUCAAUCCAGAACAUGGAUCCAUAUUAUUACUUAAAUGGGAGCGUAAUCUUGGAAGGAGAUGCUGAGUCAAGGUGUAUGAUUAAAAUGUUUUUUCUGAAUUAAUUCUUUUUCCAUGGCCAUGGAUUUUUCUAGCCAAUAAUUGGGUUUGGGACGUCUCCUUAAAUCCUGGUUACGUUCUAUGAUUUUUCAACGAUCCUGCUUCCGUUUCCUACGAAGCUUUUUCUACUCAAACCCUAAUCUAGACAUUCCUAACACGGAAUACCUUCGUUUCGUCGUGUGCAGGCCGUCAGACGACCCUGGGAGGAAGAACGCGCAGUGAUGAGUGAAGAACUGAUGAAGAGCAUCUCUCUGGAGGUGGUCCGAGAGAAGAUGCUCCACUACAUCCAUCAGGUGCUUGAUAUUUUUUUAAUUAAUUAUUCUGGAAACUAUAUCAAUCCAUAAAUAAUAUAUAAUGCAAUAUUAUGUUUGUUUAUAUGCUUAAUGGAUCACUACAUCCAUCAGGUGCUUGAUGUUUUUUUCAUGUAUCACUCGAGAAACUAUAUCAAUCCAUAAGUAUAUCAUUUAAUAUCAUGUUUGUCCAACAGGUGCUUGAUAUUUUUUUAAUUAAUCACUUCGGAAACCAUAUGAUCCAUAAAAAAUAUCAUUUGAUACCAUGUUUAUAUGCUUAAUAAUGAAUCACUACAUCCAUCAGGUGUUUGAUAUUUUUUAAUUAAUCACUUGGGAAACUAUAUCAAUCCAUAAAUAUAUCAUCUAAGAUCAUGUUUAUAUGAUAAAUGCUUGAUGAAACUGCUGCGGUUUCACUACAUCCAUCAGGUGUUUAUAUGAUACCAUGUUUAUAUGCUUAAUAAUGAAUCACUACAUCCAUCAGGUGUUUGAUAUUUUUUAAUUAAUCACUUGGGAAACUAUAUCAAUCCAUAAAUAUACCAUCUAAGAUCAUGUUCUGGUUGCGGAUAGUUUUUGAAUUAAUCAGUUAGAAAAACCAUAUGCGUUCGUGAAUAUAUCAUUAAAUAUGAUGUUUGUAGAUAUGAUGAUGAAGCUGCUGGGGUUGCAGGAGAUUCCGUACGUGAUUGAGCAUCGGCUGAUGGAUUGGAAGGAGCUGAGGGACGGAUCUCUCAGGGUGGAGCAGCAUUUCAUCACGCCGAAGCAGAGCCAGCGUCAGAUUCUCGUCGGAAAGAACGGAUCUAAAAUUGGGUAACUUUAAUUCUUCCCUUUUCGGGUCGAUUAAUUUUCUGCGGCCCUUUUCUGGUUUUUAGUCCUCUCUCUCUUUCUCUCUCUCUCUCCCCUAUUUACUGUCUGCUCUGUUUUCCUGGUUACUUUUUCUCGCUCUCAUUUCUCUACUUCCUUCCCCUCCUUUUUUCUCUCUCCUCUCUCUCUCUCUCUCUCUCUCUUUCUCUCUCUCUCUCUCUAAUGCCUUCAAACACGCAGAAGAAUAGGCAUCGAGGCCAACGAAGAGCUGAGGUCCAUCUUCAAGAGGGACGUUCAUCUCGUUCUUCAGGUCCGAGUCGCUCGGCCCCGUGGCGCAUGA
Molecule: messenger RNA, 7399 nt
Organism: Spirodela intermedia
Lineage: Eukaryota; Viridiplantae; Streptophyta; Magnoliopsida; Alismatales; Araceae
Source: the annotation of a GenBank genome assembly